Molecule: messenger RNA, 726 nt
Organism: Penicillium coprophilum
Lineage: Eukaryota; Fungi; Ascomycota; Eurotiomycetes; Eurotiales; Aspergillaceae
Product: pectate lyase
Exons: 3
Coding region: 1-726 (241 amino acids)
Biological process (GO): pectin catabolic process
Cellular component (GO): extracellular region
Molecular function (GO): pectate lyase activity
Source: RefSeq, a predicted model, not a curated record
AUGCAUCCCAGCGCUAUCAUCCUCGGCCUCAUUGGCAUUGCCAGUGCCCAGACACUCAACAUUCCCUCUCGUGUGGGGAGUAUUGUCUCUUUGCCCUCUCCUAGUGUGAUCACAGGUAGUGUUGAUCUGGGAAAUCGGGAAUACGAUCGUGGUCGAGCCUGCGACAAUGAUGAUGACACUGGCGAUGAAAAUGCCGUGUUCAUCUUGCAAGAUGGAGCAUCACUGAGUAACGUGAUCAUUGGGAAGGAUCAGCUCGAAGGCAUCCACUGCAAAGGAUCCUGCACCCUGACCAACGUUUGGUUCCGCGAUGUCUGCGAGGACGCCAUUUCCAUCCUCGGAACCGGAAAUGCACUCAUCAAAGGCGGAGGCGCUCAAGAGGCCAAAGACAAGGUGGUGCAACACAACGGCCAAGGAACCGUCACGAUUGAUGGAUUCACUGUGGUGAAUGCAGGCAAAUUGUAUCGCUCAUGCGGCAACUGCAGUAACAACAAGAGCAAAAGCCCACGGAAGGUGGUGGUCAAGAACGUCAAGGCCAAGAAUGUGUCUACUUUGGUGGGAAUCAACUCCAAUUACGGUGAUACAUCAAGCGUGAGCAACACAUGUGGAUCUAGCGUCAGCCAUGUGUGCCAGGAGUUUGAGGGAGUGGAUAAAUCGGAGGGAAGAGAAAGCCCGAAGCUGACAACCACUGCUUCGUGCAAAGGGCAAUCUUCUCUUUCGUCUUGCUGA